AUGGCCACUACUAGUCGGCCUACCCCAGACACCGUCCGAAGCAAAGUGGAAGGCAAGGUCGCCGUCGUCACCGGUGCAGCCCGUGGUAUCGGUUUCGCAACCGCAUCCCUUCUCGCCCAACAUGGCGCUCGCGUGGUAUUAAUCGACCUAAACGAAUCAGACCUGAAGAAAGCGUGUGCCGCAAUUGGGAAGCAGUCCUCAUACCAGGUGUGCGAUGUGAGCAAUUGGGAACAACAGAUGACUCUAUUCGAGACCGUGACGAAGAAUAUCGGCCCCAUAGACUUCCUCGUCUGCAACGCAGCCAUCAAUCCGGAAAUCGCCCUGCUACAAGUAUCCGCCCCGGACGAGCAUUCAAAAAUGAACUCGCAAGUGCGCUACAAUUACCUCGCAGACGAGAAGAAUUCAGAGAUGACCUCUCUAAUCCGCCCUCCAACCCAACUCUUCGAUAUUAAUGUCAACUCCGUCCUCUUCGGCUUAAAAUUGGGCCUUCAUUACAUGAAACAGCACGGUGGAGGUCGGAUUGUGGUAACGGCAUCGGCCGGGUCCUACGUUCCCAUCCCGUCGCAGCCACUAUAUGCGGCUAGCAAGCAUGCCGUGCUGGGACUUUGUCGGAGUACUGCUCAUAUGAGUGAGGUUGCGGAGUCGGGGGUUUCUAUUUCGUGGAUUGCGCCGUGGUUGACACUUACUUCGAUGGUUGAGGGUCUUCAGGCUACGACAAACCCGGAUACGUUGAAGAGCUCGCCGGAGGAUGUGGCGUGGGGGAUUAUUGCAGCUGCGGUGGCGGAGAAUCCUAAUGGUAAGGGGUAUUGGAUUCAGGGGGGAGGAUAUUAG
Penicillium waksmanii is the source of this 831-nucleotide messenger RNA. RefSeq lists its product as uncharacterized. The record is from RefSeq and is a predicted model, not a curated record. The coding region runs from base 1 to 831 and encodes 276 amino acids. NCBI's taxonomy places the organism in Eukaryota, Fungi, Ascomycota, Eurotiomycetes, Eurotiales, Aspergillaceae. Gene Ontology annotation, cellular component: cytoplasm. The transcript has a single exon. Gene Ontology annotation, molecular function: oxidoreductase activity, acting on the CH-OH group of donors, NAD or NADP as acceptor.